Neltuma alba is the source of this 270-nucleotide messenger RNA. Its product is annotated as mitotic-spindle organizing protein 1B-like. Gene Ontology annotation, cellular component: gamma-tubulin ring complex; spindle; interphase microtubule organizing center. The transcript has a single exon. Gene Ontology annotation, biological process: mitotic spindle assembly; microtubule nucleation by interphase microtubule organizing center; gamma-tubulin complex localization. The coding region runs from base 4 to 237 and encodes 77 amino acids. The record is from RefSeq and is a predicted model, not a curated record. NCBI's taxonomy places the organism in Eukaryota, Viridiplantae, Streptophyta, Magnoliopsida, Fabales, Fabaceae.
AGUAUGGACCCAGAAGAAGCACGAACUGCUUGGGAAUCAUUAGACCUGGCAUUCCAUAUGUCAAACAUACUUGACACGGGUUUGGAUCGUCACACUCUUUCUGUUUUAAUUGCACUGUGUGACCUGGGUGUCAAUCCGGAGGCACUUGCUGUUGUCGUCAGGGAACUGAGAAGAGACAAGGCUUCCCCAACUCAGCCAUCAUCCUCCCUGCCCGCACAACCAUCAUCUCUGCCCUAAAUGAGCUUUAAUAUUCGCUUUUCUAUUUUGCCU